CCCAGUGGGCCGCGGUGCGCAGUCAGGUGCUGUUCGACGGCGCACCAGUGAGAGAGAGAGAGAGAGGGGAGGGGGACAGACCUCGUGGUGCUCCGGCCGGGGUGAUGCGCGCCGCAGCGCCGGGCCGCGCGGGUCGCCGACGUAGUUGAGUGCGUCGUGGUCGUCCCGACGAGCCGCCAUGGGCUGGACGCUGGUCGCCGCCGCGUGCUUGGUGCUGCUGGGGUCGCGGGGCGGGCUCGCGGUGCGGAUCAACAACCUGCUGGUGCCGCCCACCGUGCGCACCAACUCGGACAAGCCGGUCAUCCUCGACUGCGACUACACGCUGAAGCAGGGCGAGGACGGCCUGGUGGUCAAGUGGUUCUUCAACAACACCCCGGCGCCCGUCUACCAGUGGAUCCCGGGCCAGCGGCCCCAGGAGCUGGGCAUCUUGAAGGGCCGGCUGAACCUCAACUACGAGGCGUCCGACAACCACGUGACCAAGCACCGCGCCCUCUACAUCGUCAACCCCACCACGGACCUCACGGGCGAGUACAAGUGCUUCGUGUCCACGUUCAACGACGAGGACUUCAUGACCAAGAAGAUGGUCGUCUUCGCUGAAGGAAGGAAUUUCGAGUUCUCGCAGCAGCGCAAGCCGGACGAGGACUCCAUGAACAUAUCGUGCCGCGCCGAAGCCCUCUACCCGGAGCCCAAGAUGGUCCUCUACAAAGACACGGGCAGCAAGGACAAGAAGGCGGUGGAGGGCGCGCUGGUGCACACGUGGCUGCGAGACGGCCUGUUCGGCAUCAACGCCACCAAGGCGCUGCGGGACGACGAGCUGCAGUCGCCCACCAUGUUCGACUGCGAGCUGCACAUCCCCGACGCCAACUACGUGGUCAAGAAGUCGCUGGUCUACUACCCCGGUCUGGAUCAGCCAACAAGCGAAAAUUCCAGCAUCAUCGCGACAGAAUCUGUGAGUGAAAAUUUCACUUUAUCUCCCACAACAACAGCUUGAAGAAAUCACUUUCAAGGAAAACUCUUCAAAGGAAAUGGCAUCCUAUUAACAGAAGACAAACUUCAAAAUGUGUGCUUAUUUUCUGUAAUAGAGUUAUUUAAAAGUGUUGGGAUCAACCUCUUUCAAGCGACAUAGAUAUUCAGCAUGUCGUGUGUACGGUGAGACCCAUUGGGAAGAAAUUCCUAACUCUUUUUUCAAGACUAUUAAAGAAGCAUUAGUAUAGCGUUUCCAUCAACUUUGUGCAUUUCAAUUCAAUUAAAUGAUAACGGUGGAUGAUUUGUAUGAGUGUACAUAAUAAAGCGAGUAAACCAUUUUAUUACAAACUAUACAGGGUAUAACAUGAGAUUAGUUGCCAAAGAGUAAUUAAAACAUUAAUUAAAUGCUGUUUUGAGUCUAUUAAAGUGUUUGCUCUGCUGAUACAUUGUAUAAAAUUUGAUUUAGAUUUAUGUCAGGAAAAUAGAUUACUGUAAGACGUACACACGAAAUGUGUUAGUGCAAAUAUAUUUUCAGUCAUAAUGCACUUAAUAAUUGAAUAUCAUGAGAUCUAAUUUUUUUUUAAUGUUGAACUUAAAUCUAAAGGGUUACUUUUAAAAGCAGCAAAAAUUGUUAUAAAACAACUAAAUAACUUUGUUGCUUAAUUUAUUCACUCUGUUAUACAAACAGAAGAAAACAAAAGAUAAAAUGUUUAAGGAGAAAUAUAUAUGUAAGUUUAACCAAAAAGUCUUGUUUUUAUUGUACGUUUUAUAGCUGCAACGAAGGCCUAAGUCGUGCCACUAAAGUAUGGAUAUUUAGUUUGACAAUUAAUAAAACCAUAGUCAUUGGAAUGAAAUUGAAGCUUAUAAAAUUACAGUCUUCAUUGUUAUAGGAAGCAUUUUAUCUUCCCUUUAAUAUAAAACGUUAAAUGUUUUUAUCCUAAUCGGUGUAUUCAUCUGUAAUUUUAUUACUUUAUUGUUUACAUUAGUCAAAUGUUGUAUUUUCUAUAAUUACUGAAAUAAUCGGCAGCACUUGAAAAUUUGAUAUAAGUACCUAAAAAACUUUAAAUGAAAACCGGUUCCAGUUAAAAAGCUAAAAUUUAUUUUCUCUAUUAAGUGUGGCCAAUUUAUAGUAUAUACCAGGAUCGCUAUUUGUUCUUUAUUAAAUAAUUAUUCAAAGUAAGAUAAUUUAAAAUAUCGAUGAUUUAAACUUCAUUAUCUAAAAAAUUCUAAAAAAUAAAAUCGGCCUUAAAAUAUCUUUAAAAAGUAAAAUUUACUAAUAAAUUCCAACCUAAAGCCUAAUUAAAAUAAUUUUGGAAUUUACAAUAUAAAGCAAAAAUCUGGUAUUUUAAGAAAGUUAGUGAAAUACACUGAAUCAGCGAUGAUUAAUGAAAAUAUGUAUCUUAGAAUUAAACGUUAAUAACUACUCUCACAGUAGCUGAAUACAUUCAGUUUUGGAUUUGUUAAAAUGUAGCUAUUAUAAAAAAUUAAAAAAUAUACAUAUAAAAUUGUGAUCCCAGUCGUUUGGUAAUAAUUUUACUGGCUAAUUCUCUGCAGGCAACUUAGCUUACUACUUUACAAAUACGAAAACGGACUUUGACUUAGUUACCUUAGAUAGCCAAUAUUUUGCAUAAUGAAAGUAGUUUAAACAACCUGUUUGAAACGUGGUGUCUUUAAAUCUCUCAACAAAAUUUUUAAGAUCAUUUUAAUUGUUUUAAUAUUGAAAUACCAACCAUGAUACACUAUAAAAUUUAUUUUAAAUACUUUACGACCGAUAAAAAAUUUUUACACUUUUAUUAUUAUGUAAUAGUAAUUUUUAUAUUUUGUCCUGGUUAAAAGUAAAUGUUUUCUUUUUCCUCCAAAACACAUUUAUUUGUAGCAUUUAACUGGCACUAGCCAAAACAAAUAAAUUUUUAAAUAUUUGAAAAUAGAAAGAAUAAUUAUAAAUUGAUUAUUUGGGAUUGGAUUGGAAUGUUGAAGAAGCGUAUGCACUUACGCAAAUAAACAAAGGUACAUAACAUGUUUUGAUAUGUAUACAAGUACAUAGUUCUAAAGUUUAUAUAUAAAGUUGUAUGUAAAAAUAAAUAAUUUUCAAAAUUU
Molecule: messenger RNA, 3063 nt
Organism: Bacillus rossius redtenbacheri
Lineage: Eukaryota; Metazoa; Arthropoda; Insecta; Phasmatodea; Bacillidae
Exons: 6
Coding region: 179-991 (270 amino acids)
Source: RefSeq, a predicted model, not a curated record